This is a messenger RNA of Panthera uncia (snow leopard), 3012 nucleotides long. RefSeq names its product adhesion G protein-coupled receptor F3 (gene ADGRF3). Gene Ontology annotation, cellular component: membrane. Gene Ontology annotation, biological process: cell surface receptor signaling pathway; G protein-coupled receptor signaling pathway. The transcript is spliced from 11 exons. Lineage: Eukaryota; Metazoa; Chordata; Mammalia; Carnivora; Felidae. Gene Ontology annotation, molecular function: G protein-coupled receptor activity. The record is from RefSeq and is a predicted model, not a curated record. The coding region runs from base 1 to 3012 and encodes 1003 amino acids.
AUGACUCAGGCUAGUCCCCAAGUUGCUUGGGGAAGAAGGUGUCCCUGGAAGAAAUGUGGGGUCGGCCCCCUCUCAGAGGUCUCUCCUCGUGCUCUGUUCCAGGGACAGAGUCAGGCUGGAGGGGAAUCGGGGCAGCAACUGAACCAAAAGAGUGGAGCAGGUGAAUCAGUCUUGGUCUCAGUCUAUGUACAGCUGGACUUUUCAAAUCAGACCUGGCCAUUGACACUCUCCAGGACCCUGACUCCCCCCUUUGCCUCGGCCUCCUCUCCCCCAGCAACUCUCGCUGGCCUCGGCCUCACCACAGAGUGUAAUGUCCACCACGAUGGCUGCACCUACUGUGCCUGCCUCCCUGGGUACCAGUGGAACGCCAGCGUCUGCUCCCGUCGCCGUCCCUGCCGGAGUCCCCGCAGCCGCGGGCCCUGUGGCUGUCUGGUCUUCAGCCCUCCUGAAGCCGGGUACUGCCAGCUGCUGCCACCUGUCCCCGGAACACUGAGCCUGAACUCCCAGGUGCAGAUGCCUGGCAACACGCUAAACCUGACCCUCGUCACGAGCCAUGAGACCACCAACCUAAACUGGUUCCUGCGGCCUGCGGGGAGCCCCAGACCCAUCCUCCUGCAGCCGGGGACACAGGUGUCCCUGACCUCCAGCCCGGGCCAGGCUGUCCUCAGCAUCCUCAACAUCUCGCAUAAAUGGGCAGGUGAGUACACGUGCCGCUUCGAAGCUCAGGGAUUCAGGUGGGAGCUGUACCAGGUGGUGAAGGUGCCCCUGCAGGUGACAGAUGUGGCCCGGCUUCCAGACCAGCUCUCCAUCUCCUGCACCACCAGCCCCAGUUUCCAGCUGAGCUGCUGCCUCCCCAGCACACACCUGGUCUACACGGCUUCCUGGAGCCCCACAGAGGGCAGCAAAGCCUCCUUAGUCAACACGCCAGGCUCCUGGUGCCUCGUGCUGACCGUUCAGCGCUGCCCUGCCGCUGACACCACGUAUACUUGUGAGCUGCAGAGCCCAGGACUGACCCCUCUCAGGGUCCCCGUCUCUGUCACCAUCAUCCAGGACGGAGAUGCCACCUGCCCUGAGGACUCCUCGGCUGUUGCCUGGAAUGUCACCAAGGCUGGCCACGUGGCACAGGCCCCGUGUCCAGUGAACAGGACAGGUGUGGUGAAGCGGACCUGUGGGCCUGAUGGCAGUUGGGAGCCCAUCCACGGCGGCUGCACGGACGCAGGGGUCCUGGCCUUGUUUCACAGAGCCUGGCUGCUGCGGGCAGGCCAGGGCUGGCCUGCUGUGGAGGCGCCACAGAUCCUGGCUGAGCUGUCGGAGCAGGCGAAGGUGGUGAGCUCGCCCUCUGACUUACUGGCACUGCUGGGCACCAUAUCCUUCCUGGCCAAGGUGGUGGUGGAUGCCAGAAUACAGCUUAACCGCAGCGCCCUGGAGGCUCUCCUGAAAACCACAGACAAGGUCCUAGACCUGGACACCAGCUCUCUGUGGACCCCAGCCCGGGCCCAGAAGCCCUCGACAGGCUCAGAUCUCCUGCUGGCUGUGGAGACCCUGGCACGCAGUCUGUGCCCUCAGGAUCACCCCUUCUCCUUCAGCUUGCAAAACGUGCAGCUGCAGACCCAGCUGCUUGGGCCGUUUCCCGCUGACUACAGAGUCUCCUUCCCCACUCGGCCCCCACUGUGGGCCCACAUUCCCAGGUGCUCCCUGGCCCCGCUGGGCCGUAACGGCACCAACGUCAGUAUUACUAGCCUGGUGCUGCGGAAACUGGACCGCCUUCUGCCCUCAAGCUACGGGCAGGGGCUGGGGGACUCCGUCUAUGCCACUCCCGGCCUGGUCCUCGCCAUCUCCGUCAUGGCAGGUGGGCAGGCCUUCGACCAGGGAGAAGUCGUCAUGGACUUCGGGGGCACGGGUGGCACUCCGCACUGUGUCUUCUGGGACCACAGCCUCUUCCGGGGCAAGGGGGGCUGGUCGGAUGAAGGGUGCCAGGUGCAGACAGCUCGUGCCAGCCCCACCACCCGGUGCGUCUGUCGGCACCUCACCGCUUUCUCCGUCCUCACGUCCCCAGACACUGUUCCGGAAAACCUCACCCUGGAGCGGCUGAGUCAGGUGGGCUUGGGGGCCUCCAUCGUGGCACUGCUUGUGUGCCUAGGUGUGUACAGGCUGGUUUGGAGAGUGGUGGUACAGAGCAAAGUCGCCUACUUACGCCACACGGCCCUGCUCAACGUGGUGCUCUGCCUUUUGGCCGCAGACGCCUGCUUCCUGGGAGCCCCACUGCUUCCUCCGGGGCCCCGAAGCCCGCUCUGCCUGGCCGCUGCCUUCCUCUGUCAUUUCCUCUACCUGGCCACCUUUUUCUGGAUGCUGGCUCAGGCCCUGAUGCUGGCCCACCAGCUGCUCUUCGUCUUCGAUCAGCUGUCCCAGUGCCGAGUACUCUCCCUGAUGGUGGUCCUCGGCUACGUGUGCCCGAUGGGGUUUGCAGGUGCCGCCCUGGCCCUCUACCUACCCCGAGGGCAAUACCUGAGGGAGGGGGCGUGCUGGUUAAGUGGGAAGGGAGGGGCGCUCUACACCUUCGUGGGGCCAGUGCUGGCCAUAGUGGCCGUGAACGGGCUGGUACUCGCCAUGGCCGUGCGGAAGCUCCUGAGGCCUUCGCCGUCAGAGGGGCCCCGGGCGGAGAGGCGCCAAGCCCUUCUGGCGGUGAUCAAAGCCCUGCUCGUUCUCACGCCCAUCUUCGGCCUCACCUGGGGGCUGGGCCUGGCCACCCUGCUGGAGGAAGUCUCCACAGUGCCUCACUACAUCUUCACGAUUCUCAACACCACCCAGGGCGUCUUCAUCUUACUGUUUGGUUGCCUCAUGGACAAGAAGGUACGAGAGGCUUUACUCAAACGCUUCUGCCGCUCCCAGUCCCCCAACUCCACCAUCUCCCUGGUGAGUUAUUGGCUUCAAAUUCUCAGUUCUCCCACUAAGGGGUCAGACGCAGCCGUUCCACAGCCUUCCCGAGAGGAGACAGGCACAGCUAGAGGCUGA